Messenger RNA from Pungitius pungitius (ninespine stickleback), 2777 nucleotides. It is a transcript of the gene slc38a9, whose product is annotated as solute carrier family 38 member 9. The record is from RefSeq and is a predicted model, not a curated record. Lineage: Eukaryota; Metazoa; Chordata; Actinopteri; Perciformes; Gasterosteidae. The coding region runs from base 403 to 2079 and encodes 558 amino acids. Gene Ontology annotation, biological process: amino acid transmembrane transport. Gene Ontology annotation, molecular function: L-amino acid transmembrane transporter activity. The transcript has 15 exons.
AACGCUCUUUGCAAAACCACGAAGAAGAAACGACCUAACCAGGAAAAGGAAGAAGUAGAAGAAGACCAUCCGUCAUAACAAAAGGAAAAGCAGCGGGGUUGUUCAUCAUUAGCUGCUAAUAGAACUUCUACCAUUCCACUUCACCUGUAUGAGAUACCACCAACGGGAACGGUCACCUGAGCUAUUAUACAUUUGGUUGGGGUGGCAGACGCUUACUCUACCACCAGACGCCGUGUGCGUGUUUCUUUUAUAAUUUCAUUUUGAAACUACGUAGACCAACUUGCUUCUUAUAACAUUCGCUGAAUCAGCAAACCUGAGAUGCGCUGAAGACGAAAGGAAGGGGCGCUUCACUGCAGUCAGAUGAUGAGCAUAAAGAGACUUUAGCUGAACAUCAGCGGUAUCAUGGAGGAAGACAACAGGCCUCUGCUGAGCCCAGAGCAGACUGGAGAGUCCUACUCAAACCGAGGCUCCACAGACUCGCUGGACUUCAAGGCUAAAAGGCCUUUCCACGUUGAGCCCAGGAAUAUUGUAGACGAUGACCCGCAGGAGAGGGUCUCUGCCGAGGCUGCCAUCCUCAAUAGCCGAGUCCAAUACUACAGCAGACUGACAGCCUCUUCUGACAGACUGCUGAGUCCCCCUAACCAUGUGAUCCCUGGACCGGAAGAGCUUUACAUCUACAGCCCACUGGGGACAGCUUUCAAGGUGACCGGCAGCGACCCCUCCUCUAAAAACCCAAGUAUCAUCACCAUAUUUGCUAUAUGGAACACGAUGAUGGGCACGUCUAUACUCAGCAUACCUUGGGGUAUGAAGCAGGCCGGCUUCACUCUGGGGAUCCUCAUCCUCAUCUUCACUGGCCUGCUGAUGCUCUACUGCUGUUACAUUGUCCUCAAAUCACCAAAGGCAAUACCCUACGUGGACGCAUCCGACUGGGAAUUCCCUGAUGUUUGCAAGUACUACUUUGGCAAGUUUGGCCAGUGGUCCAGCUUGAUCUUCUCGAUGGUGUCACUUAUUGGAGCCAUGGUGGUUUACUGGGUCCUCAUGUCCAAUUUUCUCUACAACAGCGGACAGUUUAUCUACAACUAUGCACACAAUGUCAACAUGUCUGAUUUAGAAUUUGGAACCAACGGCUCAGAAAAAGUCAUCUGUCCAUUUCCAAAAACUGAGCCUGCAGGGAACCACACCAUGGGAAAACUUUUCCUUGGUAACAGCGGAAAUGAAACUUCUGAUGUCUCUUUUGAACGCUGGUGGAGCAAAACCAACACCAUCCCCCUCUACCUCAUCCCCCUGCUGCUGCCGCUGCUCUGUUUCCGCUCAGCCUCCUUCUUUGCCAGGUUCACCUUCUUGGGUACCAUAUCAGUGGUCUACCUGAUCGCGCUGGUCACUAUCAAAGCUGUCCACCUCGGCUUCCACCUCGAGUUCCACUGGUUUGACACGACUCAGUUUUAUGUUCCAGAGUUCAGACUUCUCUUCCCUCAGUUCACUGGUGUCCUCACUCUGGCCUUCUUCAUUCAUAACUGUAUCAUCACAUUAAUGAAGAGCAACAAGCACCAAGAGAACAAUGUGCGAGACCUUUCUGUGGCCUAUCUCCUAGUGGGGCUGACCUAUCUCUAUGUUGGAGUGUUGAUCUUUGCUUCCUUUCCUUCACCUCCUCUAUUCAAAGACUGCAUUGAACCGAAUUUUCUAGAUAACUUCCCCAGCAGUGAUGUGAUGGUGUUUGUGGCUCGGACUUUCCUGUUGUUCCAGAUGGUCACAGUCUACCCACUGCUGGGAUACUUGGUGCGGGUCCAGGUGAUGGGCCAGAUCUUUGGCAACCAUUACCCAAGUUUCUUCCACAUUCUGGCACUGAACAUAUUAAUCGUUGGAGCUGGUGUCCUGAUGGCCAGGUUUUAUCCCAAUAUUGGAUCCAUCAUAAGGUUUUCUGGAGCUACAUGUGGCUUGGCCUUAGUGUUUGUCUUCCCUGCCUUAGUCCACAUGAUCUCGCGGAGAAGGCAGGGGCUUCUUCGCUGGCCCUCAGUCCUCUUCCACAGUUUCCUGAUUAUUCUGGGCAUCGCUAACCUCCUGGCUCAGUUCUUUAUGUAAAGAUGUCAGACACAAACCCUGAGAUCUCAGAAGUGAAAAACAGAAUGUAGACCUUGUUCAUAUUGAUGAAUUAUAUUCAUCUGAAAGACAGACAGCGCUCCAAAGGACGAUCAUGUUGGAUGUGGAAAUAAGGAUUGGUUUAUUAACAUGUUGAUCAUAUCUACUUUAAAGGUGAUUCCAUUGCAAGUCUAAAUGCUUUACACAUGGCUUACCACUGGAUUUCAGGAUCACAUGGAGUUGAGUUAUGCUAACACUGUGAAACCACAUUACUAACUUUGAUUACGAUAACUAUUUGUUUAUAUGUGUGAGCAUCUUUACAGUUUUACAAGCAGUGUUUAAUGUGUCAUAUUUAACUGACAUAUUUAAGGAUACGAUAAACAAAGGGAAUAUCUGCGUCUAAAUAAAAAAUGAGGGAAACUGGUUUCACACAGAUUGUUAGGUGAGACAAGAAAACAUUAUUGGAGAGAUUGAUUUUAGUAGACAAUGUAAAGCAUGCAAAUCGACACCUCAGUAAUGCCAAGAAAUAUAAAAAGGAAUCUUUUCAAGGCAGGUGACGGUGUUUUGAACGUCCUUCCGAAAGCAGGGAAAAUGUUGCUGUUGGCCAAAUGUGCAUUGAAGCAGAAUACUUGUUACAGAGAAGUACUUGAUUAUUAAAUGAUUUCAAUUACUUUUCAUAAAUAAACGUUGACUUUUGAAUU